GCUCCAGAGCAGGUGUCAGGCAGGUGGCUCGGCCAGGCCAGCUCCAGCAUGAGCUCCUUUGACCUCCCAGCACCCUCCCCACCUCGCUGCAGCCCCCAGUUCCCCAGCCUCGGCCAGGAGCCUCCUGAGAUGAACCUGUACUAUGAGAACUUCUUCCACCCGCAGGGCGUGCCCAGCCCUCAGCGGCCACCCUCCUUCGAGGCGGGUGGCGAGUACGGGGCCCCCUCCAACACCUACCUGUGGCUCAACGGGCCCACCAUGACCCCGCCACCCUACCUGCCUGGGGCCAACACCAGCCCCUUCCUGCCGCAGGCCUACGGCAUGCAGAGACAGCUGUUGCCCACCAUGCCGGGGCUGGGGGGCGGCGACCUGGGCUGGCUGCCCAUCCCCUCGCAGGAGGAGCUGAUGAAGCUGGUGCGGCCCCCUUACUCCUACUCGGCCCUCAUUGCCAUGGCCAUCCACGGGGCCCCCGACAAGCGCCUUACCCUCAGCCAGAUCUACCAAUACGUGGCCGACAACUUUCCCUUUUACAACAAGAGCAAGGCCGGCUGGCAGAACUCCAUCCGCCACAACCUGUCACUCAACGACUGCUUCAAGAAGGUGCCCCGAGAUGAGGAUGACCCAGGCAAAGGGAAUUACUGGACCUUGGACCCCAAUUGUGAGAAGAUGUUCGAUAAUGGAAAUUUCCGUCGGAAAAGGAAGAGAAAAUCAGAUGUUUCCUCCAGCACAGGCCCCUUGCCCUCAGAGAAGACAGAGAACAGUCUCAUGGUAGGCAGCCCCAAGACCACAGAGCCCCAGGACAUCUUGGACAGUGCCUCGCCAGGCACCGCGGGCUCCCCGGAAAAGCGGUCCUCCCCGUUGCCCUCGGGUACGCCGUGCCUCAAUAGCUUCCUCUCCACUAUGACCACCUACAUGAGUGGGGCCAGCCCCAUGAGUCGACCUGGGGCCACGACAGGAUUGAGCCCCGAGCCCGCCGACAAGAUGGGACAGAACUCCCUGGGCUUCAGUUCCUUCACGCCACUCACCAACCUCGGCGGCCAUGGGGCCGGGGGUGACUGGGCCAACCCCAUGCCCACCAACACACUCGGCUACGGGGGCUCUGUCCUCAACCAGUUCAGCCCUCACUUCUACAAUAGCAUCAACACCAGCAGCGUCCUCUACCCUAGGGAGGGCACCGAGGUCUAG
Carlito syrichta (Philippine tarsier) is the source of this 1185-nucleotide messenger RNA. RefSeq names its product forkhead box I1 (gene FOXI1). The transcript is spliced from 2 exons. NCBI's taxonomy places the organism in Eukaryota, Metazoa, Chordata, Mammalia, Primates, Tarsiidae. The record is from RefSeq and is a predicted model, not a curated record. Gene Ontology annotation, biological process: regulation of transcription by RNA polymerase II; anatomical structure morphogenesis; cell differentiation. Gene Ontology annotation, molecular function: RNA polymerase II cis-regulatory region sequence-specific DNA binding; DNA-binding transcription factor activity, RNA polymerase II-specific. Bases 49 to 1185 code for a protein of 378 amino acids.